AUGGAUCCGGAGCAGACGUUCCUGCGGGUGCACGCGCGCCUAUCGGGGACGCUGUCCCAGCUGCUCACGCCGCGGAUCCGCCUCGCGCUCGAGUACCUCUACCUCGCCGGCGCCGUCGCGCUCUUCUGCCUACUCGUCGUCAUGCACACCAACUUCGUGCAGCAGCCUGGCUGCUCAAGUGAGUUUUCUGGAAUUGAAUUUGGAGAAGCACAACUUGUCCAAAUCAAGAUUAUCAGUGGGGGAUUAUGGUCCAGCAGAGGUGCUUCUUACAUCAUGGAUCUCCAGAACCUGGGACGUUCAGCUGAGAAAAUUUUAGAGGUUAAUGGUGAUAAGUUCAACAUUUUGGCAUCUAAGUUUUGGUCAACCUGGGUUGGCCCUGGAGCUAGGAGGAGCUUACCAGAUUUGAAGGCAGCCGGAGAGGGUUCUGUACACCACCCUUUAUCGGCUAAGGAGUCAUUUAAAGCAGCAGUGACAUAUUUGUUCAGAAAAUGGUACCAUCGUGCUGUCUCAUUCUGGAAGAAUAUAAAGCAACUUUCAGAAAAUACCCUCCAGUUGAUGGUCAGAUCAAAUUGGAAUGACUUCCUCCAUAUUGUUAAGGAUCUUCAACUACCAAGCAUGGAUCAUCUUAUUUCGACAAUAGUGCAGUGGUUUGAGAGGAGGAGUAAAGCGUUUGAGCCUACUUAUUUAUAUGGCGUGGAGAAGGGUUAUUUCUUGCUUUCUGAAGGUGCUAAAAUUCGUCAUGGUGUCCGAACAAUCAAUAUCACAAUUUCUGCUCGAAAUCCUUGCUUUGGAAACAGGUGGCAGCAGCUUUUGAUAAACAGCAUUGUUGGAUAUGAUACUAUACUUACAAACAGCUUGGUGAAUUCUCCUGGUCAUGGUUAUUUAUACAACUUUCAGACAAAGGAGCUCUAUGAUCUCAGUUAUGGGCAUGAACCACCAGAAGGUCCUACAAGAUUUGGAGAUUACUUUGUGACAAAAUGUGGUGUCCUUCUAAUGUCACUCUUUGUCUUUUUCACAACCACCAUGUCUGUUUCAUUUACUCUGAGAGAAACGCAAUCCCGCAUGCUUAGGUUCACAGUGCAGCUUCAACACCAUGCACGCCACCACCUGCCAACUUUUCAGUUGAUAUUCGUGCAUGUCAUCGAAUCAUUGGUUUUUGUUCCGAUUAUGAUUGGGAUCCUCUUUUUUCUAUUUGAGUUCUACGAUGAUCAAUUGCUUGCGUUUCUUGUUUUGACUCUUGUAUGGUUAUGUGAGCUGUUCACGAUGAUCAGUGUGCGGACAUCCAUAUCGAUGCAGUUCUUUCCACGCUUCUUCUUGCUCUAUUUUUUGGUUUUCCAUAUCUACUUCUUCUCAUAUACUUAUGGCUUCUCAUAUCUGGCUUUCUCUGCUACGGCAGCAUUCAUGCAGCACCUUAUUUUAUAUUUUUGGAACCGUUUUGAGGUGCCAGCUCUCCAGAGAUUCAUGCGAAGUCGAGCUCACAUUCACCAGCAGACAGGUGUCCAGAUUACAUCCUCAACUAUCUACUCUACCUUACACAUUGCUAGGGUAAAUGUGAGGGACCCUGGUACUAUAAACGAUGGCCUUGGUGCUGCUCGUGAAGCAGAUGCCCUAUUGGUUCAGGAUGAGUCUACCAGGAACCAGCAAGAGGGUCAACAGAAUGGAAUUUCUGAGCCAGCUGCCAACAAUGCUCUCCAGUAUCAAGAGCAAAACACUCAGCAAGCUGGAACCACCCCUACGGGCUCAGGCUCCCUCAACCCAUUUGGGUCCCUUUUGCUGUGGUUGCUAGGAGGCGGUGCUUCUGAUGGCAUAGUUUCUUUCUUCUCUAUGUUCAGAGAUGUCCGUGAUCAUGGUCAAGAUUACACCGAUCCACGUCGAAAUGAAAAUGAUCAGGUGACAUAG
Molecule: messenger RNA, 1899 nt
Organism: Miscanthus lutarioriparius
Lineage: Eukaryota; Viridiplantae; Streptophyta; Magnoliopsida; Poales; Poaceae
Source: the annotation of a GenBank genome assembly